UUCGAGCUCGGUCAGGAUGAGAACAGCGCUGUUCUUUGUUUAUCUCCUUCCUGCGCUGACAGUGAUAGCUCAGGCUGCACCAGGGAGCAACAACCUUGUGGUCGCUCUGAAAAAUGGUCAAAUCCGAGGGGAAUACACAACGGUGAAAGGUACAGACAGGAGGGUGAAACAAUACCUGGCAAUACCCUUUGCACAGCCCCCUGAGGGGCCCCUCCGCUUUGCUGCUCCACAGGAUGCAGAGCCCUGGGUGGGGGAGAGAGAUGGCACUCGCCAGCCUCCUAUGUGCAUCCAGGAUCCUGAAAUAGUUGCCAAUGUUUCAAAAACCAUGUCAAUGCAAUAUAUCCAACCUGAGCUUUCUGAGGACUGUCUGUAUCUGAAUGUGUACACUCCAGCUGAUGUGACACCAGGUGACAAACUGCCGGUGAUGGUGUGGAUCCACGGAGGAGGUUUGUCAAUGGGAGCAGCUUCCCAGUAUGAUGGUGCUCCAUUAGCUGCUUACGAAAACAUUGUGAUGGUCAUAAUUCAGUAUCGCCUCGGCAUCCUGGGAUAUCUUAGCACUGGAGAUGAACAUGCUCAAGGCAACUGGGGUUUCUUGGACCAGCUGGCAGCUCUGAGAUGGGUCCAGGAAAAUAUUGAGGCAUUUAAUGGGGAUCCACUAAGUGUCACAAUUGCCGGAGAAUCUGCAGGAGGCAUCAGUGCAUCCAUACUGACUCUGUCUCCACAAUCUAAAGGACUGUUUCAAAGGGCGAUCUUUCAAAGUGGAGUAGCAACACUUGGAACCUACACCACCAGCCAUCCUUUGGCUACUGCAAAGAUGGUUGCCAACCUGACUGCAUGUGACCGCAGCAGAUCAGAGGAGCUGGUCCAGUGUAUGAGAGGAAAGAGUAAAGAAGAGCUAGUGGAUGCGACCAAAAGGAUGAGGAUUUAUCUGGGCGCCGUGGUGGACGGCGUGUUUCUGACCGACCUGGCUGAGGAGCUUCUGAGGAAGAAAGAAGUGAUGAAGAUCCCUGUGAUGUUGGGAAUAACCAACCAUGAGUUUGGAUGGAUCCUGCCUCAGAGCUUUGCCCCUCCUGGCUGGGAGAACGGGAUGAACAGAGAGGCUGUGCUGGCUGUGGUGAAUAUGUUCAAUCCUGCUGGGAUCUCCACUGCAAACAGCCUCAUGGCAGAUGAAUACCUAAAAGAGGCUAAAACUCCUGAGGAGAUCAGAGACGCAUUCACAGAGAUCAUUGGAGACCUGCUGAUGACGUUUCCUGUUGUCAAGGUGGCCGGAUACCACGCAGAUUUGGAUGUUCCUGUCUACAUGUAUGAGUUUGUGUACCGUGCUGGGAUACACAGCGACACCAGGCCCAGCUUUGUGAAGGCAGAUCACGCUGAUGAUGUCGGCUUCAUGUUUGGCGGCUGUUUCUGGAACGGAGAUAUAAAAAUCAUUGGCAAUAUUAACAAGGAGGAUGAAAGUCUUUGUAAAACCAUGAUGGCUUACUGGGCCAAUUUUGUCCGCAGCGGCUCCCCCGAUGGUCCUGAUCUGGUCAGCUGGCCUCAGUAUGACAGGCAGACGCAGAAGUACAUGGAGCUGGGUCUGACGCAGACGGUGAAACAGAAACUGAAGGAGGACAGAGUCAAUUUUGCCACCGUCAGACUCCCUCAGAAGCUGGAAGAGUUGGCAGCAGCAGCAUGAACUGGAAACUGACCACUCUCAUGUUUUUGUAUUGUUCUAUAUGUUUUAGAGUUAAAAUACCCUAUGAUUGAAACUAACUAAUCAAACAAUAAUUUUCUGUUUUGGAGUGGGUCUUCUUUCCUGAGCCCUUAGCAAUUCCAUGUUAGUGUCUUUUUUACAUUUGUUUUGUUUGAUAGUUGUGAUAAAGGAACUAAAUUGC
Molecule: messenger RNA, 1874 nt
Organism: Labrus bergylta (ballan wrasse)
Lineage: Eukaryota; Metazoa; Chordata; Actinopteri; Labriformes; Labridae
Gene: ces3
Product: carboxylesterase 3
Source: RefSeq, a predicted model, not a curated record